Penicilliopsis zonata CBS 506.65 is the source of this 2466-nucleotide messenger RNA. RefSeq lists its product as hypothetical. The transcript is spliced from 9 exons. The record is from RefSeq and is a predicted model, not a curated record. Lineage: Eukaryota; Fungi; Ascomycota; Eurotiomycetes; Eurotiales; Aspergillaceae. Bases 1 to 2466 code for a protein of 821 amino acids.
AUGGGUGAACCACAUCUGUAUAUUGCCGGCGCGGCACUGUUCGUCAGUGCUACCCUUGUCUCGGUGCUUCUUUUGUCCUUCCAAAAGUCCAAGACUGGUCAGGAGAGUGGAAUUGUGAGCUUCUGCAAGUUUGCCUACGCUACCUUCCUCAAACCGCAUAAGCAGAACGGCGAGGGCCAGCAGGAGGCAUUGGAGAGCUUCUACAAGACUCAGGCCGCCGUCUACGAUGCGACUCGCAAGCGCCUUCUUCGUGGUCGGGAGGACAUGCUGGGGCUGUUGGCUGCUCAAUUGAAGUAUAAACAGGAUGCCAACAAACUCAAGCCUGGCGAGGCCGUCUGGGUUGAUAUUGGUGGUGGCACUGGUUACAAUAUCGAGGCCAUGGCCGCCUUUGUCCCCGUUCAAACCUUCUUCAAGCAUGUUUACCUGGUGGAUCUGUCCCCUUCCCUUUGUGACGUCGCUCGCAAGCGCUUCGAGCGGUUGGGAUGGAAGAACGUCAGUGUUGUCUGUCAGGAUGCCCGCGCUUUCCGUCUCCCUCAAGAUGAAAACGUUAGCCCUACGACUAAGGAGCCCCAAACCGGAGGCGCAGACAUUGUGACCAUGAGCUACAGUCUGUCCAUGAUCCCAGACUACUACAGCGUGGUCGACUCUCUCACCUCCUUAUUGAAGCCCGAAGGUGUCAUUGGUGCUUGCGAUUUCUACGUCCAAAGCAUUGUCGACGUAUCUUCCCGCAACUAUAUCGGCGGUGCCUUCAACCGCCACGUCAAUUGGCUCGCUCGUGUUUUCUGGCGUGCCUGGUUCGAUGUGGAUCGCGUGAGCCUGGAGGCUGCCCGCAGAGAUUACCUGGAAUACCGCUUCGGAACCGUCAUCUCGGCCAGCAACAGAAAUUACCUCCUCGGUGGCAUUCCUUACUACAUCUUCAUCGGCUGCCAGAAGGAAAUUGCCUCGGGCCCUUCGAGCCACGAGGCGAUCGAGGAGCUUGAUGCCUCGUUCACCGAAUCGCCCUACCUAUCUCCCGCCAACCACCUCCAGGAGAUGGACAAGGCCGUUGAGCAAAGCACGCGUGAGAUCCGGUCCAAGGCCUACGAGUCGGCAGUGAUCAACCUGGGCUCAAACCUUCCUCUCCCGUCCUCCUUCUACCAGAACCACCACCACCGCAUCUUCUACAAUGACCUCCUUCCCAAGCACACCCAGUUCAAGAACGAAUAUAUCUACGCCUUCAACUGGGAGGACCCUCGCGUAGACCACCGUCUGUUGAACAUUGGCAGUGACGAUGUCAUUCUCGCCAUCACCAGCGCUGGUGACAAUAUCCUGGAUUACCUGCAAAAGAGCCCCCGCCGAGUCCACGCCGUCGAUCUGAACCCGAACCAGAACCACCUGCUGGAACUGAAGGUUGCGAGCUUCAUGGCCCUUGGUCAUCGCGAUGUCUGGAAGAUCUUUGGUGACGGGAAACAUGCCGAAUUCCGUGAACUCUUGAUCAACAAACUGAGCCCUCACCUUUCGAGCCAAGCGUUCCAGUACUGGCUAGAGCAUUCUCAUGUCUUCACCUCAACCAAGGGCAGGGGUCUUUACGAGACCGGUGGUUCUCGUAUCGCAAUCAAGAUGGUCCGUCACUUGUUCCGACUCUUUGGCCUGGAGGCCGAGGUACAGAAACUCUGCGAGGCACAGACCCUCAAUGAACAGCGGGAGAUCUGGCCGCGCCUUCGCCGUGUACUCCUGAGCAAGCCUCUCAACUGGGCGAUCGUCAGCACUGAGUGGUUCGCCUGGAAGGCCGCCGGUGUGCCUCGCAACCAGCGGAACAUGAUUGUUGAUGACUACAUGAAGAGAAACGGCCUGACCGAGGCCAUGAAGAAGGCGGCCGAUGUGAGCGGGCAGUCCAUCUGGGAGUACGUGGUUGAUACGCUGGACCCUGUGAUCCAGGAUACUUUGAUCAGCCACGACAACUACUUCUACUACCUGUGUCUACGUGGACAGUUUUCGAGAAAAUGUCACCCGACCUACCUUUCGCCCAAGGCGCAUGUGAAGCUGUCCACGCCUGGUGCUUUUGACGGCCUUCGGAUUCACACUGAUGAGAUCAACGAGGUGAUUAACCGGAUCACUCCAGGAACUCUGACCAUUGCAGUCGUUAUGGACUCCAUGGACUGGUUCGAUCCCAAGGGAGACGAAGCCGCCCAACAAGCCAGGAGACUGAACCAUGCCCUGAAGAUGGGAGGCCGUGUCCUCCUGCGAACGGCCAGUAUUGAUCCGUGGUAUAUCAAACACUUCCAAGAUAACGGCUUCACACCGCGUCGUGUGGGUGCCAGAUUCCGUGGAACGUGUAUUGACCGGGUCAACAUGUAUGCUUCAGCCUGGAUCUUGACCAAGACGGCAGAGCUGGAACGGCCAUCGUCUGGAAGGACAAUAUCAUCCUUGUCGUUGAAUAACGGCAGCGAGAAACGGUCGAAUAGCGUGGAACACCUUGUAAUCUAA